Messenger RNA from Mollisia scopiformis, 704 nucleotides. RefSeq lists its product as uncharacterized. The record is from RefSeq and is a predicted model, not a curated record. The transcript has a single exon. Bases 77 to 487 code for a protein of 136 amino acids. Lineage: Eukaryota; Fungi; Ascomycota; Leotiomycetes; Helotiales; Mollisiaceae.
AUUCUCCCUCACAAACGUUCCUGUUACCUCGCCCCUAUCAUCCCACCCCCUAUUCACCUCGCUUACACCACCCAAAAUGUCCUCCCCCAACCCACCAUUCACAAUCCACCCCGCAACACCAGCAGACAUCCCCCGUCUAACACACAUCUACCUCGUCGCCCUGUCCGACGACCCGCCCGCACAAAUCAAAUUCCCCUCCUCGACCGCCUUCAACGCGGCCGUGACCGCCAUGCUCGAAAAGCAGAUCGGGGAUCCGAAAUGGUGCAUCAUGAAAGCGGUCGACACCUUCUCUGGCGAAAUUGGGAGUUGGGGGAGUUGGUUGGAACAUUCGGCUUCGGACGCUGACCAACGACCUAGCAAACACCAGCAUGAAGAAGGAGAGAACGGUGAAGAAGAAGAAGAAGAAGAAGAAGAUGAGGGUAAAUUCGAUUUCAACCCAGGUAGGUCUCGGCCUCUACGUUAUGGAGCACACGAAUGCGCUUUUUAGCCAACAUGCACUUGCUCACGGUGAUAAGGGGCGGUAUCUCUCGCUGCGAGCGUGUUUUACGGACCCGGGGUUUCGGAGGAGGGGUAUGGCCAUGGCGUUGAUGCGGUAUGGGGCCGAGAGGGCGGAUGGGAUGGGGCUUUGGAUGGUGGUGCAGGCUAGUCCCAGGGGCAAGGGGGUUUAUGAGAAGGUGGGUUUCAAGGUGUGGAGUUGGUUGGAU